Corticium candelabrum is the source of this 1419-nucleotide messenger RNA. RefSeq lists its product as uncharacterized. The coding region runs from base 1 to 1419 and encodes 472 amino acids. NCBI's taxonomy places the organism in Eukaryota, Metazoa, Porifera, Homoscleromorpha, Homosclerophorida, Plakinidae. The record is from RefSeq and is a predicted model, not a curated record. The transcript is spliced from 6 exons.
AUGGAGAAAACAGCAGUGGUCGACAAAACGAGUGAAUACCUAGAAGAGGUCUAUGGACGUCUCGUACCUACAGAGUUACGAGAUAGCAGCAAGGAAGAUGAUCCAUUACCUCUGACGGCAUUUGUCAAUAGUGAUGGUCGGAGCGCUCUAAUGGCGUCACUUAGUGAUAUGGAUGGAAUGAUGAGAGAAAAGGGUAAGAAGAAAGUCGAGUGGCAAGGGGAGCAAAAAAUGCUUCUAGAGAAACGAGAGAUGUCUGACUUGGCACAAAGAGUGAGAACGAGGGACGAGACUGAGAUUGAGUCUUCUAUGCGUGAAACAUGCGGAGGAAAAAACAGGAACGAUGAGUCUGCACCAUCGAGUGAAGACGGUGUGAGCAGUGGUGUGACGCUUGAGAAUGGGAAAGAUGAAAUGAUGGGAGAAACGGAAAAGAAAGAAAUACUCUGGAAAGAGCUCAUGCGUCCGAUUCGUUUCAGAUCGCAAAGAAGAGCUGACAUGGAAGACGUCACAGUGAGUGGAACGUUGGAGGAAAGGAGUAAAACGAUAGGAAACGUUUCUGAGCGUCUCGGUUCUGAGAAGUUACAAUUGAGCAGCACGGAAGAUGGUCCAUCUCACCAGGAGAAUGUGGGCAGUCGCAGUAGGAGUGAUUUGAGGUUGUCAUUUGAUGACGGAAUAAAGAAAUACAAAAGAAAGAAAAAAGUCAGGUUUCAAGACAUGGAAAUCAAGACAAAAGAUACAAGAAAGGAAGUGGCGGUGAAGUGGAAGGAAGAUGUUAUUUUAGAAGACUUUGACGAUACUAUCGAGCUUUCAGCGGAUCGAUCAUGGCAAAAAGGUAGAAGUGUUACUGCUCCAUCCGAUCGUCUCGGAAUGAAAAACGUCGAACCGAUUCCUUUGAGGUGGGCCUGGAGCAAUGAUGAGACGACGGAAGAAAGAGAAGUUGGCAGAUAUGAAGAGAAAACUCCAACAUCUGCACAUGAUGCCACUACUAGUAAUGAGAGUGAUGUGUCGCCUUAUUGGCCUUUUCAUGAAUGGAAGGAGAAUGGAAGUUUGGAUACAAAAGAGGUAGCUUCCGUACGACAUGGGCACACGAAGAAAACGAAGAGAUGGAAUAUUGCUACGAGACUAAGAAGGCUAUGGAAACGGCGAAGACCAUCGGAUUCGCCAGCGCCAAUGACCGAAAUCAUAAAAGAACAUGAUGAAGAACUACGUGAAGCAGCAGACGUUUGUCGCAACGACGAUGAUCUAGAAGCUGUCGACAUGGAAGACAUACAAAACAAUCGCGAGGACGACGACCAACUAGAAGUGAGAGACUAUGACAGUAUUUUGAUCUCUCCAGCCUCUCCCCCGCUUCUCUUACCACCAUGUUGUCUUCCAUCCGAUGGUGCAGAAACAGACGAGGUGCUACUGAAUCAACCAUCAUAA